AUGGCUAAAAGGAUGAUGAGCGAGUUUGAGAAAUAUUGGGAUGGGUAUAGUGUUGUUCUUGCAAUGGGAGCUGUUCUUGACCCAAGAAUGAAGUUUUCGACAUUGGCUUAUUGUUACUCAAAACUUGAUGCAUCAACCUGUGAAAGGAAGCCGCAACUUGUAAAAAGUAAGUUGCAUAUGCUAUUUGACAAGUAUUCUGGAAAAAAUGCUUCUUCUGGCUUGCAAAAAACUAUUCAGAAUCAAUCUUGUAUGCCAUUGCAAAAGAAACUCAAGUCUUCAUCUCUCGGCCUCUUUGAUGAAUUGAAAAUGCAUCGUCAGCAGCUUGCUACUAAAACUGGAAAGUCUCAACUCGAUAUUUACUUAGAUGAGUCAGAGUUGGGUUUUUGUUGUUACCAAGAUAUGGAUGUAUUACAAUGGUGGAAAAAUAAUAGUGGUCGAUUUCCAGAUCUAUCAACACUAGCAUGUGACUUGUUAAGUGUUCCCAAUACCAGGCUCACGCGUCUUUAA
Messenger RNA from Vicia faba (fava bean), 507 nucleotides. The record is from the annotation of a GenBank genome assembly. NCBI's taxonomy places the organism in Eukaryota, Viridiplantae, Streptophyta, Magnoliopsida, Fabales, Fabaceae.